UAAAAAUUUGUGUUCAAAAUAAUAUUUUAGAACAAAAAAGCUCAUAAACGUUUUCUCUUUAUCAAUGGAGAGAGAUAAACUACCUUGGUUGCAACCUCCAACCGAAGAAGAGCGGCACACAACUAGCGUCAUCAACAACAAUGGCGAUGGUUUCAUAACUGAUGAUGAAAGUCUUUCUUCUUUCAGAUCAAUGCUGGAAAUUGAGUGGUACAUGAACAAUAUGCCAACUCAUGAUGAACAAGUUAUCCCAAAUUUUCAAAUUGAAACAAAACAUCAACACAACUUUGUUUCUCCUUCAGAUCCAAACAGUUCUGUUGGUAUGCAACCUUUGGGUUCCACCUCUUUUUCACCACCAUCCAACUUCAAUUUCUCUCAUCUACUUAAUACUGAAGACAAUAUCAACAACAUCAUCAACACCCCCACUACCAACAACAAUAAUCCAUUUGGAAGUGUCUUAAGUCUCGAAACCCAGAGUAGCUUCCUAACUCCAUUUCAAGGGAAUCAGACAGACUUACCAACCCAAACUGGCCAUUUAUGUAAGUUCCCGGAAACGAAUGUUGUUGGAUUUAUACCAAUGGGUUUACAAGAAGAAAUUUCAUUUGAUGGUGGUUCAGGGCCUUCAAGUUCCAUGUUUUUGAGUAAUGACAAAGCCUUUCGGCCUGUAGACACUCCUUCACUUGUUCUUGCAUCGCCUAAUUUAUUGAACAAUAAGGAUAUGAGUUCUAACAUUAGCGAUGCAGACAAGUUGGGAUCGCUGUCGAUUCCACACUUUACAUCGACAUGCUUGAAUGACUUUGAUCAGAAGACGGAGAAAGAGGUAAACGGGGAGAUUGAUGAAGGAUUAAAUUUCCAGUUUAAAGAGGGUGUUGGUAUUGAUGGUAAUCAGGGUGGCAAUGAUGAUGAAGACGCAAAUGGUGUUGGUGAGGUGGAUCGAAAAGGAAAGAAGAAGGAAAAUCCAUCAAAGAGUCUCUUGGCUGAGAAGAGGAGAAGGAAGAAGCUCGGCGAUAAGAUGUACACUCUUCGUUCUAUUGUGCCAAUUAUCAGCAAGAUGGAUAAAGCUUCAAUACUUGGAGAUGCUGUUGAAUACAUGAAUGAGUUACGACAAAAAGUUAAUGAUCUUCAAACUGAGCUAGAGUUAAUUUCUAUUGAACCAUCUCUGGUACCCACCACUUCAACCCUUCCUAUACAAGUGAAUGAAGAAUUAUGUCAUAGCAAUGUGCCAAGCCCUGGAAACCAAUCAACAAAGGUAGAGGCAUGGGAAAUGGAAGAUGGAACUGUCAACAUCCGUAUAUCUUGUAUCUACAAACCAGCUAUUUUGGUUUCAAUAAUGAAGGCAUUUGAUAUCCUUGGAUUGGACAUUCACCAAGCUACCAUAAGUUGUUUCAAUGGUUUUGCCAUAGAUGUAUACAAAGUUGAGCAAUGCAUACAAGGUCAGAAAGUGAACUCUGAUCUAAUUAAAGCAGUGUUAUUGAAUGCAGUGGAUUACCAUAUUGCAUUAUGUGAGUGAAGUUAUGAACAAAUUCAUGUUAUCAUUACAAAUUCACUUAUUGUAGUUGUUGUAGCAUGCAAUUUGUAAACGUUACUGCUUCUUAUUAUUUUGUUUUGUAUGGAAAGUUAUACAUAGACCAGUAUCGACACUGUUAUCAGCACUUGAUUUUGUAUUUUCUAUGGAAUUUAGACAUCAUACUUUUCUUACUUUAAAUGUAUGGAAUAAAUUUUUAUUUA
Messenger RNA from Lathyrus oleraceus (garden pea), 1725 nucleotides. Its product is annotated as transcription factor ICE1. The record is from RefSeq and is a predicted model, not a curated record. Gene Ontology annotation, molecular function: protein dimerization activity; sequence-specific DNA binding; DNA-binding transcription factor activity. The coding region runs from base 65 to 1507 and encodes 480 amino acids. The transcript is spliced from 4 exons. Gene Ontology annotation, cellular component: nucleus. Gene Ontology annotation, biological process: regulation of DNA-templated transcription. NCBI's taxonomy places the organism in Eukaryota, Viridiplantae, Streptophyta, Magnoliopsida, Fabales, Fabaceae.